AUGUUGAAAAUAUUCUUAUUUCUUACAUGUGUAAGAUUGACAUCAACAAUCUGUGGUCCAAAACAAACCAUUUUUAAUCAAGGAAUACAAUUAUGUUGUCGUAAUGAUACCAAUGGUAUACCAACUAUUGGUAUUGAAUAUCAACUUACACGAAACAAUUCCGAAACGGUCAUGUUAACGUAUAAUUUGACACUUUCAAAUGUUUUAAGUGAUUGUCAAAGAAACACAAGUAAAUAUUGUUUGACGAAUGAACAAGCUGAAGAUAUUUUUAACAGAAUUUCCUAUCAAGAAGCUACACAAUGUGCUGAUAAAUAUGUUCCUAAUUUACCGCCAAUAAAACGAAACGCAAUUAUUGAUGUAGCUUUUACUGGUUGUAGAGUAUUGAGCCAAUUUCUUAAAAUGCAAAAAGCAUUACAAAUGAACAAUUGGACAGAAGCUGCAGAAGAGUUAAAAGAUUCAACAUGGUGUAGUCAAAAUCGUAUUCAACGCAACUCUUUUCGUCAGUCACAAGUAACUCAUUAA
Messenger RNA from Rotaria sp. Silwood2, 522 nucleotides. The record is from the annotation of a GenBank genome assembly. Lineage: Eukaryota; Metazoa; Rotifera; Eurotatoria; Philodinida; Philodinidae.